Nicotiana attenuata is the source of this 1734-nucleotide messenger RNA. Its product is annotated as protein LIGHT-DEPENDENT SHORT HYPOCOTYLS 5-like. The record is from RefSeq and is a predicted model, not a curated record. Gene Ontology annotation, cellular component: nucleus. Gene Ontology annotation, biological process: mRNA transcription; response to light stimulus. Lineage: Eukaryota; Viridiplantae; Streptophyta; Magnoliopsida; Solanales; Solanaceae. The transcript has 2 exons. The coding region runs from base 750 to 1457 and encodes 235 amino acids.
AAUACGUUGGAUUAUACCAAUAGAAGACAAGAUGAUAAAACAGUGCAAAUGCAAAGAGAGAGUGGCGGGGCCGCCAGUGAUGUGAAUAGUAAACCCUCUGUCUCCUCCGCCCGGGGCCACCACCUCAAUUACUCCCCUAAUUUCCUUCACUCCUUGUUUCUUCUUCUAUUUCUCUCUCUCUCUCUUUCUCUUUCUCUGAACUUAAGAAACAGUCUCAUCACUUCAAUCUCUCACACAUUCACUUAUAUUUCUUCUUCUUCGAUCCUUUACGUCCCAUCAUCAGCUAUAUUCUUACUUUGAAACCCCUCAACUUGUUCUACUCUGGAAAAACCCAAAAAUCUACAACAACAACAACAAAAAAAAAAGAACUGGUCCAAAUAAUUCUACAACUCGUUCAACGCCAUUUUUUGUCUUGCUGCUCUUGUUUCUCUAGCUAUUUCUCGAGUUAAGGCUUUCUUUCUGCUUUAACUUGUCUUCCUUAUCUUAUUUAGCAUAUGAAAAUUUGGAGCAGUUAGACAAGCAGAGAAGGAUCUUAUGUCAUCGGUGACAGACCUAUUUAAUUAAUUAGUAUCCUAUACUAGAACUAGUAUAGACACUUGAUUUAUUGUGCAAGGCUUGUUCAAUCAUGACUUUUCGCUUAGCUAACUGUCAAACAAGGAUGUAAAGCUUCCCUCUCUUACAAUGGAUUCUCGCGAUUAAGGAUUGGAUGCAAAUCAACUCCUACUAACAUAAUAUAUUGAUUGUAUUUUAUGGAUUCUACAUCCAGGGUUGGAGCAUCCAACCCGAACAAUAAUGGUGGUGGUGGUGGAGGAGGAGAGGGUCCAUCAUCAGCAACUGCAAGUGGUCGAAUCACUGAGAGUGAAGGAGGAUCUGCGGCUCCAGCAGCACCACCGAGCCGCUACGAGUCACAAAAACGACGAGAUUGGAACACUUUCUUACAGUACUUAAGGAACCACAAGCCACCACUAACCCUAGCCCGUUGCAGCGGAGCUCACGUGAUCGAGUUCCUAAAAUACCUCGAUCAGUUCGGGAAGACGAAGGUGCACGUGACCGGGUGCCCUUAUUUCGGGCACCCGAAUCCACCAGCACCGUGUGCGUGUCCGUUGAAACAGGCUUGGGGUAGCCUUGAUGCCCUAAUUGGAAGGCUAAGAGCUGCUUAUGAAGAAAAUGGAGGAAAGCCUGAAUCAAAUCCUUUUGGUGCAAAAGCUGUUAGAAUAUAUUUAAGGGAAGUUAGGGAAAGUCAAGCUAAAGCUAGAGGAAUACCAUAUGAAAAGAAGAAACGGAAAAGGCCAAGUUCCAGUUCGGUGACGGCUGGCAGCAGUGCUAGUAGCGGCGGUGUUAUCACUGUAGAAGGCGGUGGUAGUGGUGGCGGAGAUGGUGGAGGUAAUGCUGGUGAUGGCAGUGGUGGCGGCGCUGCUAUUGGUCCGCCACCUACUGCUACUAAUCCAACAGAAUAGUACAGAUUAUUUUCCAGGAUUCCUUUUCAUUAAUUUUAAUUUUACCUACUAUAGUAACUUAUUUUUCUUUUCUAGUUCAGUAUAGUACGUAAUUGUGAAUUAUGACAGUUGAGUUGCAUCUAUCAACGGUAAGAAUUUCUCUAUGCAAAUUUCCUUAGGGAUCAUGACAUAUAGAAACCUAAAAGGAGAGCAACAUUCUUCCUUUUUAUGUAAAUGCUGUUGAGGGGCACUAAUUAAUUAAGUUCUCUGAAAUGCUAAAAUAAUGAUGUUCCUUUCC